Schistosoma turkestanicum is the source of this 2154-nucleotide messenger RNA. The record is from the annotation of a GenBank genome assembly. NCBI's taxonomy places the organism in Eukaryota, Metazoa, Platyhelminthes, Trematoda, Strigeidida, Schistosomatidae.
UGGCAAUUGACAUGCAAUUGCGCAUUAUACAAAGUUGUUGUUAAGAUUUGGGGAUGGGGCCAUGGUUGGCUGGCAAGUCACUCUCUAAAGAACAGUUGAGUCGUUUACUUGAACAUAAGUAUCACUGUGAAGGAGAAAGCAUAUGUGACAAUCUACUCAAGAACUUUUGGCAGGUGUCUUCGUUGUAUAUACCGACAUAUAUUGCUCCUAACACCCUAACUCUAAUUGGUUUACUCGCUAAUGUGUUUGCUUUAUGUUUGCUUUUAUCCUAUGGGGCUUGUUUCUUUACCUCAAUGGUGUUUGUAGUGUCAGUAUUCGUGUAUCAAACUCUAGAUGCUUUAGAUGGUUUGCAAGCUCGUCGUACAGGAUCGUGCUCUCAACUCGGUGAACUGUUUGACCAUGGGUGUGAUGCUUUAUCUAUAUGCAUCCUUCCCAUUUCUUACUUCAUCAUCAUUGGUUUCGAUGAAUGGCCUAUAAUGAUGUUUAUACAAUACUUCUGUUUGCAAGCCUUUUUUUAUGUAGCCCAUUGGCGAUGUUACGUCACGGGAGUCCUUGCAUUUGACCGGGUUGGAGUGACAGAAGGACUUUUGAUUGGAAUUCUAUUUGGUGUGAUAACUGCAAUAUUCGGUUCUUCUUUCUGGAAUAUAAAAGACCCACUUCUCGGUUUGGAACUCAAAGUUGUUCAAUUUCUCGUGUUCUCAGUUGUCAUGUUUUUCUUGGCGGUUCAAUUCGUUGACACUAUUUCGCAAGGUGGCUGUGGUAAAUAUGGGACAACCGUUGCUAAUACUAGUGUUCUGUUUCCAGUCUGUCCUCUUACACUUGCAAUUGGUUUACCUGUUUUGAUUGCUAUCAAUUCUCCGAUGAAUCUUUAUCACCAUUCACCUUUUACUUUCCUGUUAACGUUUGGGAUUGUUUCAGCUAAAGUUUCUCAACGUUUAGUGGUUGCUCAUAUGACUAAAAGUUCUAUCUAUUUGUUUGACGCCGUUAUGUUUGGAUCAGCCUUAUUAGUCGUUAAUCAGUAUUUUUCGUGUCCGGUACCUGAAGUUUUAGUUCUAUGGAUAUCUUUGAUGCUCGGAGCUGUGAAUAUCAUAUUAUACGAUGCUGAUGUAUGUAUACAAUUGGCUAACUUUCUUAAUAUUUAUGUAUUCCAUAUUGGCCGACCAUCAUCUACGCGUCACAAUUUUAAGAAUACAUCUGUGAAAUCGUCAAUUCAAGAUAACACUUCCAAAAAUUCAAAUCGUGUACGAAACACUUCUCGUAAUUGAUGAUAAUUGAAAACUUUUUUUUUACCAAGUUCUUUGUAUUUUUCAUUUCCACGUAAGUUACAUAUAGUUUGCGUACCAUGUAUACAUUACAGAAUUAUUAACCAGAAAUUUUGGUUUUGAUGCAGUUGAAUCUAUCUUCUAUCUAACUAUAUUUAUACCUUUUUGUGUGUAUAGUAAGGAAAAUUCGGAAUCUCAGUUCUGUUUAACGUUCUCAAAAUGUCGUGAUACAAUACACUAAAUGAUCUAAAUAAAAAUCAAUUCCAUUUUCCACUGUACAAAUAUUUUGUUUAUAUAUUGCCGAUAAAGUUUAUAUGUAAUUUGUAAUUUCCAAGGCUCAAUAUACUACUCAUAAAUUCUUACAAUAGGAUCAAUAGUUUUUGUCACCUAUUCAUCUUUCCCCGUUUUCUUGUUGUUUUUCUUUCUUUCUUGUUCUCUUUUCAUGUGGUUUUUCUUUUUUUGUGCGCCAUUUGUACUAGUGGAACUAGUUUAUUUUUAUAUUUAUUAAUUUAUUUAUUCAUUAACUUUUCUUACAGUAAAUAUCCAUAUUUACAAUUAUAUUUUGUGUUUCCUACUUAUUUUAAAAAUCAUAUUGUAUAUGUGUAUACGUUAAAUCCAGUCUUGUUCCCUAUUUAAAAUAUAGAGAUAACUUAUGAAUAAUUACUUCAUACUAACCAGAUUUCGAACUAUGUAGCUUUCUGUUUUGAGUUUUUGUUUGUAUUUGUAGGGCGUUGUCGACCGCUGCAAAUUUUUUUAUUUAGAUAUUUCCCAUAUUACGAUUUACUUACAUUCUGUGUUGAGUUUUUUGUCCUAGAGCCAUGCAACUAUCAGUUGAUCGUGUAGAGCUAACUGAGAUACAUUCUAUUUUCGUAUAAGAAAUUGGCAGUGAUCG